This is a messenger RNA of Dicentrarchus labrax (European seabass), 989 nucleotides long. Its product is annotated as M protein, serotype 6-like. The coding region runs from base 114 to 620 and encodes 168 amino acids. Lineage: Eukaryota; Metazoa; Chordata; Actinopteri; Moronidae. The transcript has 4 exons. The record is from RefSeq and is a predicted model, not a curated record.
UACAGUAAAGACCAUCACAGUGGACCAGAGAGGUUCCCACACCAGUUACACUCUGAGACUUUCCUUAAAGCCUUCAUACAGGACUGCAGCAAGAUUUUAAAUCUUUAUUCAGGAUGGACAGAAAACCACAGGAUGAAACUGAGCAAAUCGAGGAAGAAGCUGACUAUCUUAAUGCAGCAGUACGCACUGUGGAUAAAAAGGAAGCCACAUCAGGUCAGAAGUUUCUCUCCUUCACUCAGUCUUUUCUACCAAUGGCAGCGUGUUGGGUGAUACUGUUAGUAAUCAUGUCCCUUCAUAUUUACUUUACCUCAGUCAUUUCUGAAAACAACGCCAAGCUGACUGCAGAAAACCAGAACUUGAAGACACAAAACCAGGAGCUGGAGACACAAAACCAGAACCUGACGACACAAAACCAGAACCUGAUGACACAAAACCAGAACCUGACGACACAAAACCAGAACCUGAUGACACAAAACCAGAACCUGACGACACAAAACCAGAACCUGACAACACAAAACAACCAACUUGAGACACAAAACAAAAACCAGGAGCUGUCGACACCAGGAUACAAGGAUUUUAGUAUAUUUAUUACAGCCAAUACCAAUACUAGUAAAUGGUAAAUGGUAAAUGGACCUGUACUUGUAUAGCGCCUUUAUAGUCUUUUGACCACUCACUGUCCCAAUCCAGUUUUUUUUGCCCCUGAGCCACAUUUAAUAUCUGCUGAUACUGAGUCCUGAUCCAAUACUUGUAUUUUCUUUAAUAAUAUAGGUGAAUGGCUCUGCAUUACUUUAAGAAAAGAAAUGCACUCAACCAAGCUGUUCCUUAAUGUUUUUUAUAUUUAAAAUAUUAAUAUAGUACAUUAUAUACAUAUAUUUUAUACUGAAUAACUAAUAAACAAAGUAGGCUAUGAAAUAGCUCUAUAUAAACUCUCUCUGUAAUAUUUUUUGAUCUUGUCGAUCUUGUCUUGUUGCUGUCUACAGGGAAUUUCU